Messenger RNA from Ceratitis capitata (Mediterranean fruit fly), 4296 nucleotides. Its product is annotated as importin-4. The transcript has 8 exons. Gene Ontology annotation, molecular function: small GTPase binding; nuclear import signal receptor activity. Gene Ontology annotation, biological process: protein import into nucleus. Gene Ontology annotation, cellular component: cytoplasm; nucleus. The record is from RefSeq and is a predicted model, not a curated record. NCBI's taxonomy places the organism in Eukaryota, Metazoa, Arthropoda, Insecta, Diptera, Tephritidae. Bases 438 to 3701 code for a protein of 1087 amino acids.
UUUUUCUUUUCUACAACGAGUCAAAAACGGAAAACAACGAAAGUAAAACGAAGGCAGUCAAUUAUUCGGAUCAUCCACAUAUUGGAAUUAUUUUUUGCGCAAUAUACAAGAAAAAGCUUUCAGUCGAUUUUUUUGUGAGUUAUUUUUCUUCAAUCAUUCAUCGAAAAUCAACUGCCCGGUGAGGUAGUGUGAGAAAUUUUGUAGCGAUUUGGUUAUCUAUUUGCAAAAUAAUUAUCUGCAAAAGUAGAAAUUGCAAUACAUAUAUUUCUUAAGUCCACGUCUAUUCGUUUGUUUGUACGUGCGUGUAAAAAAACGAAGGAGCAAAAAAGCAAGAAAUUGUUUGAAAAGUAGCAAAUAACUGGUGACUUUCUUGCCGACGAAGCGAAAUUGGAAUAAAUAAGUGAUUUGUGAAAAUAUAAAGCAAAUUAUAAGAGAAAAUGGAGCAAAUGACUCAAAUUAUUACAAAUUUGUUGUCUUCGGAUAACGAUACAAUCAAGAAGGCGACAGCUGAUUUGCAGGAAGCUUACAAGCAUCCCGAGACAAUUCCAGCACUCUGUGAAAUCGCCGUAUCGGCGCCGGAGCCGCAGGUUCGUCAAUAUUCUGCCGUACUGCUCAAGAAACAUUUGGCUAAAUUGCGACAAUGGAACAAAGUGCCGGUUGAACAACAACAAGCUAUCAAGCAGGGCAUGCUUAACGCGCUUAUGCAGGAACAACAAAAAUCUGUACGUAAAGCAAUUGCUCAAUUUGUUGGAGUUUUAGUGCGUCAUGAGGCUAAAAAAGCUGAUUCAUGGAUGAAUGAAGUGCUUAAGUUCAUCUACAGUUAUUGCUCCUCGUCGGAUCCCAAACAAAGCGAACUCGGCUCAUCAACAUUUGCAAUUUUAGCUGAUGCCGCACCUGAUCAGUUUUUACAGCAUAUGGAAUCCGUUUGUGAAAUGUUCACUGCUGCCUUGGUGGCCACUGAAGCAACUGGCAACAUGGCUACCCCGGUGAUUUUCAAUAUUCUAACUGGUAUGACAUACUUGGUUCCCUUCACUUUGGGUCACAACACCGCCGAACAAACGCUGCAAAAAUCCAUCCCAUUGAUCGUUAAAUCGCUGCAAGCUUUCGCUGUACAGCCAGAAGUCGAUCAAUUCGUACACGCUUUUGAUAUACUUGAGAGCAUGGCCGAUUUGAAUGCCAAGCUGUUGAACAACCAUAUUAAAAUGCUAUUGGAAUUCUGCUUGGAGGCAGCUAGUAAUACGCAACUCGACAGCGCUGUGCGCAUCAAAGCUGUGGCUUAUGUCGGUUGGUUGGUGCGUCUCAAAAAGAAGUUAAUUAUCAAGCAGAAGUUGAUCGAGCCCAUAAUUCGUGUAGUGUUCAACUUGAUGGCCACGGAACCGGAUGACGAAGAUGAUGACGAAGAAUACUUUUUAGCUGAAGACAACUCGAAUCCAAUGACCACUGCAACGCAGACAAUGGAUCUACUUGCUUUGAGCGUACCACCAGAGAAGUUGAUCCCACCAUUAUUGCAACUUUUGGAGCCUGCAUUGCAAGGUCAAGAUCCACUGCCGCGUCGUGCUGCUUAUCUAAGCAUGGCUGUCAUAGCCGAAGGCUGCUCAGAGGCUAUUUGCAACAAAUAUCUUGAAACUAUGUUGAAUAUUGUUAAAGUGGGUAUCACUGAUCCCAUCCCACUCGUACGUAAUGCUGCCUUCUUUGCACUAGGACAAUUUUCGGAACAUUUGCAACCGGACAUUACCAAAUUCGCACCACAAAUACUACCUAUACUCUUUGAGUUCUUACAUCAGCUUUGCAACGAAUUACGAAGCGGUGGCACCGAACCUAAACAUAUCGAUCGCAUGUUCUAUGCUUUGGAAACGUUCUGCGAGAACUUGGAAGAUGAAUUAGUGCCUCAUUUGCCGGUGCUUAUGGAAAUUUUGUUCGAAGCUCUAAGCCCCAACAACUCGGUGCGUGUACGUGAGUUGGCUUUGAGCGCCAUUUCUGCAGCGGCUAAUGCAACAAACGAAAACAUGCUGCCCUAUUUCCAACGAUUGAUCACUAUAUUGCAAUCAUACUUGACGCCCACUGAAAACGAAGACAUCAUCAGUCUGCGUCCACAGGCCAUUGACACAUUGGCUGCUUUGGCACGAACCAUUGGGAAGCAGAAUUUCAUGCCUUUAGCUACCGACACAAUGACUUUCGCUUUGAAUUUGCUCGAAAACGCUGAGGAUCCCGACGUUCGCCGUGCAUUAUACAAUCUGAUCGCUUCAUUGGCUGAAGUGGUUAACGAGGAGAUGGCAAGCGUAUUUCCAAAGGUAAUUGAACGUAUGUUUGACUCGAUACUCUCCACCGAAGAAGUGGUGCCGGAAUUCAAAGACGAUGAUGGUGUACCAGCACCAGCUGAUGAGGCUGAUGAAAAUGGUGAAGACAUCGAUAUUGAACACUCCGACGAUGAAGAUGAUGAUUUGGACAAUAUUGCUGGUUAUAGUGUAGAAAACUCAUAUUUGGAUGAGAAGGAGGAGGCAAUUUUGGCAUUGAAAGAAUUCGCUGAGCACACUGGCACUGCUUUCAUUCCAUACUUAGAGAAAUCUUACCAGAAUGUAUACAAGAUGAUCGAUCAUCCACAAGAGGAUAUACGUAAAGUGUCAAUUGACGCAUUGAGCUCAUUCGUUGUGGCCCUUUUCAAACAACAGGAUGUGCAAGGCGUGGCGAAUGCUAUUACAAUUUUGAUACCCAAAUUGGGUCAAAUUGUGCAUGAUGAUGAGGAGGUGUCGGUCGUACUGUCGGCACUCGAAGGUUUGGGAGAUCUUUUGAAGGAGUUGAAACAAGUUGCUUUACCAACCGUCGAGUUACGUGACGCCAUCUUUGCAUGCAUCACCGAUGUCUUGCAUGGCAAGGUCGCUUGCCAAUUCGACGAAUCAAAUGGUGAUGACGAUGAAGAUGCUGAGGAGAGCGAAUACGAUGAAGCUAUCGUUGAGGGCGCUGGCAAUAUGUUGCCCUUAUUGGGUGGUGCUAUGGGACCGGAUGAAUUCAGACCAUACUUUGAACGCACCUUCCCGAUUAUCUUGCAAAAAUUGCAAAAGGCAAGAAAAAAUGAAGAUCUCGAUACACAACGCGCUUUCGCAUAUGGUGCUUUAGCAGAGUGUUUUGAACCCUUACAAAAUCACACUGGUAUCUUCUUCCAUGCAUUCUGUCCCGUCUUGAUCGAUGGUCUGUCUGACGAAUUCGAUCAGGCUCGUCAAAAUGCUGUUUACGGUCUAGGUGAACUGGUGCUAUAUUCUGGUGAUAAAUCGUUCGAAGCUUAUCCACACAUUUUGAAUGCCCUCUCACAAGCCGUUUCGAAGGAGACUAAGCCCAGUGCAUUGGACAAUAUUUGCGGAGCUAUUGCACGCCUAAUCAUCGUCAACAGCACUUUGGUGCCUCUUGCACAGGUGUUGCCAGUUUUCGUACAACACUUGCCAUUGCGUGAAGACUUCGACGAGAACGCUUCAAUCUUUAAGUGCUUGAAACAGCUGUAUUUGCAAGCACGUGAUGCAAUCGCCGGAUCAUUGGAACAGAUUAUUGCAAUUGCCAUACACGUGCUCUACAAGAAGGAAUACACGGAGAAGGAAACAUACGAUACAGCGUUGGGCCUACUGCAGGAAAUUCGUGAAAAUUAUCCCGAUAAAUUCAGUGCAGUAGCCAAUUCGAACCCAGAAAUUAUUGCCUUCUUGCAAACGCUAUAAAUUGCAAUUGAUAAAAACAGUUGAUGAAUGGAUGAAUAGCAAGUGGACAUAAAUUUCAUGUAUUUCAGCUAAUCUUUUUAAUUAUCGAAUGUAUAACGUACGAUAUGUUUAUAAUAUUUGGCGUACAACCAGCUUAAAACAUUAUAGUUCUCAAAAGCACAUUACAUCUACAUACCCCACGUAAACGUAACGAAGAAUUGCUGAAUUUGAAAUGUACCCUUAAAAAUAAUUUGUAUGUGCUAUUUUUUUUCCUAUUGGGGUGUUAAAAAUAGAAUAAAAAACACUAAGACUGCGAGCAUUUUCUCCAAAAACCAGAAAAAGCUAAAAACUAACUGCUCAGUAUACAGCAGGGAUAUGUUUCGUUUUCAGGGACUGAAAUGCAAAAACGAAUAUUUAAUGCAAAAAUUGAAAAAAGUAAUAUCUACUUUAACUGUUUUUAUUCCAUUACGUUUAUAAUUUGCACAGGAAUAUUUUUGUAAAAUGUUGAAAAUGAAGAUGAGUAAAAUAUUUAUUGUCGAGAAAUCAUAAACAUGUCCGUUGAUUUUUGAAAAGAAAGAAAAAAUAAUAAUAAAUGAAAACAAUAUUAUCCUCUUAA